CCUCCCUAGUGCAGCGCGGGCGCCAGCCAGAGCGCCGCGGCGGCGGGCACUCCAGGGAGGCCCGGGGGCGGGCAGUCGGGCUGCCGCCGCGCGCCCCCAGCGCAGGGCCCAGAAGGAGGGGCAGCCGGACCAGAGAGCACGACAACCCAGCACUUACAAAGCCUCACCCUAGGCAAUCCUGCCGGCCCCCUGGCCGGCGGCCACGGACAGCAUGGACGCAGUGCUGUUGGAGCAUUUCCCCGGGGCCCUGGACGCCUUCCCGACCGCUUACUUUGACGAGGAAGAUUUCUUUACCGACCAGUCCUCCCGGGAUCCUCUGGAGGACGGCGAUGAGCUGCUGGCAGACGAGCAGGCCGAGGUGGAGUUCCUCAGCCACCAGCUGCACGAGUAUUGCUACCGCGACGGGGCAUGCCUGCUACUGCAGCCCGCGCCCUCGGUCGCCCCGCACGCGCUCGCCCCGCCGCCCCCUGGGGGUCCCGGCGAGCCUGAGGACAGCGGCGGUUAUUGCUGCGAGACAGGGGCGCCCCCCGGCGGCUUCCCCUACUCGCCGGGCUCGCCUCCCUCCUGCCUGGCCUACCCUUGCGCCGCGGCUGCGGUGCUGUCUCCAGGGGCUAGGCUGCGUGGUCUGAGUGGUGCGGCGGCGGCCGCAGCGCGGCGGAGGAGGCGUGUGCGCUCUGAGGCUGAGCUGCAGCAGUUGAGGCAGGCGGCCAACGUCCGCGAGCGGAGGCGCAUGCAGUCCAUCAACGACGCCUUUGAGGGGCUGCGCUCGCACAUCCCCACGCUACCCUACGAAAAGCGCCUCUCCAAGGUGGACACACUGCGUUUGGCCAUCGGCUAUAUCAACUUCCUCAGCGAGCUCGUGCAGGCGGAUCUGCCGCUGCGGGGUGGCGGCGCAGGCGGAUGCGGGGGACCCGGCGGCCGCGGGCGCCUGGGCGGGGACAGCCCGGGCAGUCAGGCCCAGAAAGUCAUCAUUUGCCAUCGUGGCACCAGGCCUCCCUCACCUAGCGAUCCGGAUUAUGGUCUCCCUCCCCUUGCAGGACACUCUCUCUCGUGGACUGAUGAAAAACAACUCAAAGAGCAAAAUAUUAUCCGAACAGCCAAAGUGUGGACCCCAGAGGACCCCAGAAAACUCAACAGCAAAUCUUCAUUUAACAACAUAGAAAACGAACCGCCCUUUGAAUUUGUGUCCUGAGAAAAUUCAUAUUUGGUUGAGGAUCUGAUUAUGUCUCUGUGCAUAUUGUACAUGUAAAUACCUAUAAUGUAAAUGUAAUUUAAGAAUCAAAUUUUUCUAAUGGCAAUCAACUGUUAUUUAUCUAUUUAUUAUCCUGUUGAGUUAAUGAAAUAGAUGAUCUCUUUAUAUAUAUAAUUUAUAUAAUUUAUCCUGAUUUUCUAAAAAUAUGCAAUAGCGGAUGAUUCCCCCAGCACCUUUAGCAGAACUCUGCGUUGUUGGAAGAACUCUGGUCAGAAAACUUCAUGCUUAUUUAUUACCAAAUACAGUUUAUUUCUAAGCGUUGUUAAUAAAUGCUAUUGACACCUUUUUCUACAA
Molecule: messenger RNA, 1546 nt
Organism: Marmota monax (woodchuck)
Lineage: Eukaryota; Metazoa; Chordata; Mammalia; Rodentia; Sciuridae
Gene: Ptf1a
Product: pancreas associated transcription factor 1a
Exons: 2
Coding region: 212-1192 (326 amino acids)
Biological process (GO): regulation of transcription by RNA polymerase II; developmental process
Molecular function (GO): protein dimerization activity; DNA-binding transcription factor activity, RNA polymerase II-specific; RNA polymerase II transcription regulatory region sequence-specific DNA binding
Source: RefSeq, a predicted model, not a curated record